GGAGCUGAAAAUCAGUGCUGUAUUUUCAGUCAGUGGCAGUCCUCUUGCUCCACAGCUGUCAUCAGGUUUCCAGCCUGCUGUGGCAUCCUCUGGCAUGAGUAAAAUGCUUCCUUCAGUUCCAAACACAGCUGUUCGGGUUUCCUGUUCUGGCUGUAAAAAGAUCCUGCAGAAGGGGCAAACAGCCUACCAGAGGAAAGGCUCUACCCAGCUCUUCUGCUCCACACUGUGCCUCACUGGAUACACUGUUCCAGUCUCUCGCCCACCAGCUUCUACCAAGAAAACCUGCUCAAGCUGCUCGAAAGACAUUCUCAACCCAAAGGAUGUAAUCACUGCCCAGUUUGACAACACAAGCUCCAGUAAGGAUUUCUGCAGCCAGUCUUGUCUUUCUACAUAUGAACUGAAAAGGAAACCUGUUGUAACAAUUCACACCAACAGCAUUUCAACCAAAUGCAGCAUGUGCCAGAAGAAUGCAGUGAUCAGGCACGAGGUGAACUACCAGAACGUGGUGCACAAGCUCUGCAGUGAUGCCUGCUUCUCCAAGUUCCGCUCGGCUAACAACCUCACCAUGAACUGCUGUGAGAACUGUGGAGGCUACUGCUACAGUGGCUCUGGCCAGUGCCACGUGCUUCAGAUAGAGGGACAGUCCAAAAAGUUCUGCAGCUCGUCAUGUGCGACAGCAUACAAGCAGAAGUCAGCUAAAAUUACACCUUGUGCACUGUGUAAAUCUUUGAGAUCUUCAUCUGAGAUGAUAGAGAGCACAAAUAACUUGGGAAAAACUGAACUCUUUUGCUCUGUUAACUGCUUGUCAGCAUAUAAAGUAAAAAUGGUUACUUCUUCAGGUGUUCAAGUUCAGUGCAACAGCUGUAAAACUUCAUCAAACCCUCAGUACCACUUGGCCAUGUCGGAUGGGAGCAUACGCAACUUUUGCAGCUACAACUGCGUAGUAGCUUUUCAGAACUUGUUCAACAAGCCUGCAGGGAUGAACUCCUCGGUGGUGCCCCUGUCGCAAGGUCAAGUCAUUGUGAGUGUUCCCUCAGGCUCAACGGUAUCGACCAGCGUCACCACCUCCACUGUGUCCCCCAGCUCCAUGAGCAGCAGUUCAGCUGCAGCUGGUUUACAGAGGCUGGCUGCCCAGUCCCAGCAAGUCACUUUUGCUCGUCCUGUUGUCAAACUCAAGUGUCAGCACUGUAACAGGUUGUUUGCGACCAAACCGGAGCUGCUUGAGUACAAGGGUAAGAUGUUACAGUUCUGUGGGAAGACCUGCUGUGAUGAAUAUAAGAAGAGAAGCAGCGUGAUGGCAAUGUGUGAAUACUGCAAAAUUGAGAAGAUCAUCAAGGAGACAGUGAGAUUCUCAGGAGUAGAUAAAACUUUCUGUAGUGAAGGUUGUAAACUGCUCUAUAAACAUGACUUGGCUAAGCGCUGGGGAAACCACUGCAAAAUGUGCAGUUACUGUUUACAGGCUUCCCCCAGACUGGUCCAGCAUCACUUUGGGGGGAAAAUGGAGGAGUUUUGCUCAGAGGACUGCAUGUCUAAAUUCACAGUUUUGUAUUACCAGAUGGCAAAGUGUGAUGGUUGUAAGAGGCAAGGUAAACUCUGUGAGUCCAUGAAAUGGCAAGGGGAGAUCAAGCAUUUUUGCAAUCUGCUUUGUAUUCUGUUGUAUUGUAAUCAGCAAAGUGCUCCUGACCCUUCACCCCCAAACAACACAGCAAACCUUUCUACAGCACCAGCUUCCUCCUCAGGCCCUCCUUCUUUGAGAAAGGACUCAACCCCUGUCAUAGCAAAUGUGGUGUCCCUUGCAAGCACCCCUGCUGCCCAGCCCACAGUUAACUCCAACAAUGUUUUACAGGGUGCAGUCCCUACUGUGACAGCAAAAAUAAUAGGAGAUGCUAGCACACAGACAGAUGCCCUAAAGCUUCCAUCAUCCCAACCACCCAGGCUGCUAAAAAACAAAGCAUUACUGUGCAAGCCAAUCACACAGACUAAGGCCACCUCAUGCAAACCUCACACACAAAACAAAGAAUGCCAGACAGAAGAAGUUCCACCCAAGGUCAUUGUGGUUCCUGUUCCUGUCCCAGUGUUUGUGCCAGUGCCCCUUCACCUCUACACUCAGUACACACCAGUUCCACUUGGGAUGCCAGUACCUGUACCAGUUCCCAUGCUCUUCCCAACUACCCUGGAAAAUGCUGAUAAGGCCAUGGAAACUAUUCAGGAUAUCAAGGAAAAGAUUCCCACAAGUCCAUUUGAAGCUGAUCUCCUUCAGAUGGCAGAAAUGAUUGCAGAAGAUGAGGAGAAAGAAAAAACACACUCUCAUGGUGGAUCUCAAACAUCUGAGCACGAACUCUUCCUGGACCCCAAGAUAUUUGAGAAAGACCAAGGUAGCACUUACAGUGGUGAUCUGGAGUCAGAAGCAGUGUCCACUCCUCAUAGCUGGGAAGAGGAGUUAAACCACUACACCCUACGAUCAAACACGCUGCCAGAACCGGAUCCAGAGGUGAAGCAGUUCUCCAAAGGGGAUGUGGAACAGGACCUGGAGGCAGAUUUUCCAUCAGACUCAUUUGACCCUCUCAGCAAAGGACUGGGUUUGCAUUCACGCUCACGAGCAAGACGGAGACACAGGGAUGGCUUCCCCCAGCCAAAGAGAAGGGGCAGGAAGAAGUCUGUCGUUCCUGUAGAGCCCCGGAGUCUGAUGCAGGGCUCCUACCCAGGCUGCUCUGUUUCUGGGAUGACCCUCAAGUAUAUGUAUGGGGUAAAUGCCUGGAAAAACUGGGUCCAAUGGAAAAAUGCACAGGAGGAACAAGGGGACCUGAAGUUUUCAGUUCGUCCUGUGAAGCUCAAGGAGGACCUCCUCUCAUGCACUUUUGCUGAGCUGAGCUUUGGCUUGUGCCAGUUUAUUCAAGAGGUGCGGAGACCAAAUGGAGAAAAAUAUGAUCCUGACAGCAUCUUAUACUUGUGCCUUGGAAUUCAGCAGUACCUGUUUGAGAAUGGUAGAAUAGAUAACAUUUUUACCGAGCCCUAUUCCAGGUUUAUGAUUGAACUUACAAAACUUUUGAAAAUCUGGGAACCUACAAUUCUUCCAAAUGGUUAUAUGUUCUCCAGAAUUGAAGAGGAACACUUGUGGGAGUGCAAACAGCUGGGUGCAUAUUCCCCUAUUGUUUUAUUGAACACUCUUCUGUUCUUCAACACCAAAUAUUUCCAACUAAAGAAUGUCAGUGAGCACCUGAAGCUGUCCUUUGCCCGCGUCAUGAGGCGCACCCGCACGCUGAAGUACAACACCAAGAUGACUUAUUUACGGUUCUUCCCACCCUUCCAGAAACAGGAGGUAGGUCCACAUAAAUUAUCUGUAGGCAAGAGGAAACGCAGUGAAGAUGAGGAGAUUGCAACAGCAGUGGAAAUGGCUGAAAAUACAGACAACCCCCUGCGCUGCCCUGUCCGGCUCUAUGAGUUUUACCUCUCAAAAUGCUCUGAGAGUGUGAAGCAGAGAAGCGAUGUGUUCUACCUUCAGCCCGAGCGCACCUGCGUCCCCAACAGCCCCAUGUGGUAUUCCACACUGCCAAUAGACCCAGGAACCUUGGACAUCAUGUUAACAAGGAUUCUAAUGGUGAGGGAGGUACAUGAAGAACUUGCCAAAGUCAAAUCAGAGGACUCUGAUAUUGAGUUGUCAGACUAACUGAAGUGUGGGGUGUUUUUUUUCCUUUGAAUACGCAUCAGAAGCACCAAACUGUGAAUACAUCCAGCCUUUGGAAAAUGUAUAUCAAAACAACAACAACAAAAAAAAGGGCCAAGAUAGUGUCACCUACAGGCAUAUUUUGAACCACAGUGGAUGUACAAACUGGAACU
Molecule: messenger RNA, 3837 nt
Organism: Indicator indicator
Lineage: Eukaryota; Metazoa; Chordata; Aves; Piciformes; Indicatoridae
Gene: ZMYM4
Product: zinc finger MYM-type containing 4
Exons: 24
Coding region: 95-3667 (1190 amino acids)
Molecular function (GO): zinc ion binding
Source: RefSeq, a predicted model, not a curated record